UUUAACGACCGCCCGGCAACGCUGAGGUCUCCGGGGCCCGAGGAGUCCGCAUGACCCAGCCCCCGUUAGCGCGCUCGCCCCCUUCGACGGCGCAGUCACCGCGCGGGGCGGCCGUCCGUGAAGUAGCUACCACGGCUGGGGUCAACGACUAAAGCUCCCCGGACAGCGGCGCCCUCGGCCACAGCUGGGUGGGCAGCCCGGGCUGGGAGCGGUGACUUCCGUGAGCAGCGAGAGGUGGACGCCACCUCCAGCCUGGCCCCGCACCAGCUGCCCGGCGGGCAUGACCCGAGCCUGGUCUGGCAUGCGCGGAAUGCUGCUUGAGCCCCUCUUCUGGCUGUUACCUUCGGGGGACGCUUGUGGCCACACCGACACGUAUUUUCCAAAUAAAUCGUUUAUUCUGGCAGCGGCGGAGCCGAACACGUCACUAUAUUUUUAAUUUUCUCAGCAAGCAUUUACUCAACACUUUUAUACAGUGAAACAACUUGUAAACGUUUUGAGCAAGCAUCCGCCUAGUUAGGAAGUCAAGGACUGAGCAACUUGCUUUUGCCACGCCCGUCCUCGACUGUUUUGAAGACUGUCCCAUCUUGUAACUACCAGUGUGCACAGACUCCUAUUCAAGUAACGUCGUGGUCCAGCGAUGCAAAGGACUGAAGUCUCAAGCUGGAAAAGCCUGUGCUGUCUUCAUAAUAGUGCGAAAGAAUUCUAGAUAGGAAGGAAAGAAGGAAGCAAAUGAAGAGAAUAAGAGAAAAGAAGGAACGUCCAAGAUUGAGAAAAACUGCCAGGACUAAGAAGGUAACCCAGAGGAAGCUAUCUUCAGGUCCUGUUUGCCUGCUGUGCCUUCAAGAACCUGGUGAUCCUGAAAAACUAGGAGACUUUCUUCAGAAAAACAGUCUUUGUGUGCACUAUUUCUGUCUUAUCCUAUCUAGCAAGUUGCCUCAGAAGGGCCAACCCAAGAAAGGUCUCCAUGGAUUUAUGCCUGAAGACAUCAAAAAGGAGGCAGCCCGGGCUUCUAAGAAGAUCUGCUUUGUGUGCAAGCAAAAGGGAGCUGCUAUCAAAUGCCAGAACGAGCAGUGUGUCAAAAACUUCCAUCUUCCCUGUGGCCAGGAAAGGGGUUGCCUUUCACAGUUUUUUGGAGAGUACAAAUCAUUUUGUGGAAAACAUCGCCCAACACAGGACAUCCAGCAGGAAGGUCUCGAGGAGGAAAGCUGCGUCUUGUGUUGCGAAGACUUAUCCAGAAUAAGUGUUGAGAAUAUCCAGAGCCCAUGUUGUAAUCAAGCUAUCUACCACAGAAGGUGUAUCCAGAAAUAUGCCCACACGUCAGCCAAGCACUUCUUCAAGUGCCCCCACUGUAACAACCGAGAAGAGUUUCCCCAGGAGAUGCUGAGAAUGGGGAUUCACAUUCCGGACAGAGAUGCUGCCUGGGAACUGGAGCCAGGGGCUUUCUCUGAGCUGUACCAGCGCUAUCAACACUGUGAUGCCCCCAUCUGUCUGUACGAACAAGGCAGGGACAGCUUCGAGGAUGAAGGGCGGUGGCGCCUCAUUCUGUGUGCUACAUGUGGAUCCCAUGGAACCCACCGAGACUGCUCCUCUCUUAGACCUAACAGCAAGAAAUGGGAGUGCAAUGAGUGUUCACUUGCUUCAACCAUGGAUUACAUAUCUGAAGACUUGGGUGACAUCCCCUGAUGUAGCAGUGCCUUCCAUUCCCAGGAGCAUCACUGCAGGGCCAUCAACCUGGAAGAGAAUCCAGACUCUUCCUGGACUGAGUGGCUGCACCCUUCCCUAUUAGAAAAGCCUGAGUCCUCUGGCGGCAGGAGAAGGUGCUCCUGGAGAUCCAAAGGCGUCAGAAUCUCUAAGGGCUGCCAAAAGCCCACGUAACAGCUUCAGAAGAGCUGCUGCUGCUGCCGGGACAGUGUCUGGAGAGGUAGCAUUUGGAAAGCGUGAGACAAAAGGGGCCAGCAGUGAGGUUAGCAGCCAAGUGAAGAGGUCGGGGGAGGCCGAGAGGAGACCUGAGUCUACAUGCCGACAGCUGAGUGUAGGGACUCCUCUGCUCUUUCUCCUCACCUCUUUUCCUCUCUCACCAAGAUUCUUCCCCUCUACAUGGUUCUCAUGUGCCUCUUCCUGCUUCAGCCAUUUGUUAUCCACAAAUAAAGUUGUCUCUCCA
This is a messenger RNA of Peromyscus maniculatus bairdii (prairie deer mouse), 2161 nucleotides long. It is a transcript of the gene Phf7, whose product is annotated as PHD finger protein 7. The record is from RefSeq and is a predicted model, not a curated record. Gene Ontology annotation, cellular component: nucleus. Lineage: Eukaryota; Metazoa; Chordata; Mammalia; Rodentia; Cricetidae.